Geodia barretti is the source of this 1569-nucleotide messenger RNA. The record is from the annotation of a GenBank genome assembly. NCBI's taxonomy places the organism in Eukaryota, Metazoa, Porifera, Demospongiae, Tetractinellida, Geodiidae.
GCGUGCACACAUUUACUAGGAUGACACUGCUGAAAGGUUUACUAUUCUUUGGGCUCUUCACUACGAUCAUUCUCGCAGCGAGAGACUGCACGGACACCUCUCCGGAUCAUGUCCAGUUGGAGUGCGUAAUCGCUCCGCGAGGCGGCAGGUGCCACAAGGACAGUGCUGGCGAGCGGCAGAUCAACGUAUGCAGCGACAGAGCUGCGUGUGGCGCCUGGGCUGGAAUAGCUCUCAUCGUAAGCUGCGAGGACAGCGAGGACGGGACACCGCUCCGUCUCUAUCACGAAGGCUCGACGCAGGGUCUUCCAAACGUAACGUGGACGUUUGCCGACGCUUCAACCGCCGAGGGCCUGUAUGAGUGCAAGCACAGCAACGGGAGCCUAUUCGCAAACCGCUCCGUCGUUUUUGACGAGGGCGUGUACGUGAUCCCUGGUGGAUCAUCUUCCUACGAGCAGUCAUGUAGACGUGUCCCAGACUACGGUGAAGACUACAACUGCAAUGUACCUCGGAGAGGUUCGAAGUGGUAUUUUGCAGGUGGACCCCACACCCUAUACUUCAAUAUUCUUGGAACACGUCCGGUUGCGAUUGAGGUGGAAGUUCUGUGGGUGAACCACUAUCCUGUCGACCUGCAUCUCUCAUAUGACACUGAAGCCAGUGGUUCAGGAACACUGCAUAAUGUUACCCUGAAUUCAAUGAAUAUUGUGCACAUCGGAGGAGUCAAUCCAGUGGAAGCUUAUCUAGCUAUCACAGCAGUACACAAUGGCAAUCAAUCUUCAACCAUGUGUGUACCACACCAUUUCUUUGGAGGUUCGAAGCUGUUCCCGAAUGAAACUCUCCCAAGAGACAUUACUGUAGUGGAAGGGGAUUUUGCAGAGUUUGCUUGUGAGGCUGGUACAGGAUAUGAGGCCAGUGACAAUGAAUCUGCCACAAUUUCCUUACUCGUCCAGCUUCCUCAGUCACCUGACUUUACCGAGUGCUUCAACUGCCGUGUCUCAGCAACGGAGCUGUCCUCCUGCACUAAAAUGGAGCGCUGUUUCAACAUACAGUUUUCAAGUUCCUCAUUUGGAGAGACUACACCAUUUACUCACACUCUAACGGCCCAUUGGAGUAAAGUGAAAGAGGAAUUUGAUGGGUAUAGAGUGUCAUGUGCCCUCGCUGUGAAUGGAGUGACUCAGUGGAAGAAAUCAGCUACACUCACAGUGGAGCCAGCACCUCCACCUGCAACCACACCUCGAAUCACUCCUAUUAAUCCUCGUGGUACGCCAUUUGUAAACCAACUCCCAAACAUACGAUCUGGCGAAGGAGAAAGUGGUGGGCUCAGUGUUGGUGCUGUUGCAGGCAUUAGUGCGGGAGCUGUGUUAAUAGUUGCUGGUCUAGCUGUGGCUCUUAUUCUUGCUCUGCUGCUGGGUCGUCGAAGUAGACAGGGCAAGCCCAGGAGGCUACCUAUUACCAAUGAUGAUGACAGUGAGAAAGCUGAGAAGCUCUACAUAAAUUCUUCAACAAUUAACUAAAUUAGUAAAUUAAUCCCUGUGUAUCACUUUUUCCAUUAUACUACCCAUUAUUGUGCGC